Molecule: messenger RNA, 1962 nt
Organism: Alligator mississippiensis (American alligator)
Lineage: Eukaryota; Metazoa; Chordata; Crocodylia; Alligatoridae
Gene: LYVE1
Product: lymphatic vessel endothelial hyaluronan receptor 1
Exons: 6
Coding region: 170-1108 (312 amino acids)
Biological process (GO): cell adhesion
Cellular component (GO): plasma membrane
Molecular function (GO): hyaluronic acid binding; transmembrane signaling receptor activity
Source: RefSeq, a predicted model, not a curated record
UUGCUCUGACAUGCUUUCUGUGAAUCAGUGCAGUUAUAGCUAAGUAGCUUUGAGAAUAGUCAUCACAAAGCUCACAACAAGUGGACUGGCAUACAUGCUUUACUCUUAACUGUCAUUUGGAUAGAAAAUAACCCAGCCUGAGGUUUUUAACCUGUUUGUGUUAGUGACCAUGGCAAAUAAUUUUGGAGUUACCCUGGUUUUGUUCUCAAUCUGGAUUAUAAAAUUCACAGCUCCAGGCUCCUUUGAUGUUAAUGAUCUCAAGACUGAUGCCUGCAGGAUCACAGGUGUAACCUUAAUUAGUUAUGUCUCAAAAAUGAAUUUCACAGAAGCAGAAACUGCAUGCAAACAGCUGGGCUUAAGUCUAGCAUACACAACAGAGGUUGAGAAGGCUUUAAGACAUGGAUUUGAAACAUGCAGGUAUGGAUGGGUGGCAGAUAAGGUGCUUGUCAUUCCUCGGAUAAAAGCAAAUCCAAAAUGUGGUCAGAGCAAAACUGGUGUAGUGCAAUGGAAAACUGACCUUGGAAAGAAGCAGGAUGGUUACUGCUUCAAUUCUUCAGAUACUUGGAUUGAUUCAUGCAAACCAGAAACAAGUACAAGCACCAUAACUGUAACAGCUACAGAAAUAAACUCAUCUUCAACAGCCUCAACUGACGACAUUUCAGAGAUGCCUAAUACUACUAUUGAAUUGCCAACAAAGAGAAAACCUCCAAAGUCCAUUCGCAGAAUGUGUAUUACAGAAACUAUAUUACAAACAGAGCAGACUAGUGUGGAAACUCAAACGGACAUGACACCGCCUGAUGGAAAGCGAGGAGCCUUUAGGAACGAUAGGGUUAUAUUUGGAGGUGUACCCACUGCACUCCUUGUCCUGGCACUCUUCUUCUUUCUAGCUUCAGUUGUUCUAGCAGUCUGUUAUAUCAAAAAGUACAAGAAAACCUUCCCAUUUUCAAAGAAGACACAGAAAAAAGAAAUGAUUGAAACUAAUGUAAUCAAAGACGCUAAACCAAGUGACAGAGAACCUGAAAAGGAACCAAAGAAUAAUGGAAAAAAAGCAGAAGAGCCUCAAACCAAAUCUGAGACCACUGUAAAAUGUGUGGAAGCAGAAGUUUGAGAGUGAAUGCUAUAGCAAGUUUGACAGUUUUAAAAUUAAAAAAGGAGACACUAUUAAAUCCUUUAUAAGUGGAAGACUAUCAAUGCUGGGAAAGUUGAGCGCAUAUUUCUUGUACAUACAUUUGAAUGGUCAGAAUUUUAUACCUAAUUACCUUUGUUCUUUGCUAGAAAAUGUUCUUUUGCAGGAUCACAGAGCCUUACUGGCAUGAACACGAAAAAAUAAAACCACCAUAUUGCAACACAGCAUUUGCCAUCUUAACAUGAAAUAACUAGGUCUAAGAAUGCUCUAUUGAAUGUGAUACAGUGUAUAAUUGUUUCCCUAGAACUCAGAGGAACACAUCUACAAUAGACAAUUCUUUUUAUCCUUUUGGCUGUUGUCUGCUAAUGCAGUAAGAUCCGAAAUUAAGAUCUAAUACUGCAGCCUUUAUUCAUGAGGCAAUUCUUAUUCCUAUUAAGUAGUCUCAUUGUUUUCAAAGGGACAAGCUCAUAUUAAUAGGGAUUAGUCAAACAAGUAAAGGUUGCGGGAUUAUCUCCUUUAAAGUUCCCAUAUAAGGGUGCUUUUACUCAUCUUUGUAGUAAAUCAAUACAUUUAUACUGAGUAUAACAUAAUCCACAAUGAAGUGUUUGUCCUGGAAAUAUUCUCUAUCGGUAUUUUACAACUGUAUUUAUUUUUUUUUUAAAUUACAUCUUUCUUCUUUAAGCAAGUGACAGGAAAAAAAGCCUUCAAAACUGUAUCACAAUCAUUGUCGUAAAGGUCUCUGAUGUAUAUUUAAAUUUGCUUUGACAAGAAAAGUAUCCCAAGUGGGAGGGAAGUUUACAGCAUUACAUAAGAAAAUAAAGUAUGGUAGAUAUAUA